UGUAGACGGUCUCCCGGAUACUUCCUCAUUUCGCCUCUAUUCAAAACUCAAAUUACCGCAAUCAUCUCUGCUAGUCUACCACGCACCUACCAUAACAUACCGUCCUUUUUGAGAAUCCGUCCUAGAACGCGUGCCCGAUCGGUAUCGCACACCUCAUUUUGACCGUUGUGAAAAGUCGGAUUGAUUUCUGAGCGCACCCAACUCCCGUCGGAAACCGAAGCCCCGCGCAGAGCUUAUCUGCCGCACCCCACGCGCCAAUGGCCGAACACUCGACUACCGGCGCGCCAGCGCUGUCGACGGACAUCGAGAGUGGCAAGUUCGAUGAGAAGGCGCCCGCCAAGCAGAGGUUAGAGGAGGAGGAGGAAGAGGACGAGGACAUGGAUGCUCUCAUUGAGGAUCUUGAGAGCAAUGAUGGUCAUGGCGCGUACGAGGAGGAAGAAGAGGUUGCCCCCGGCGCCGGGCGUGUUGUCCCCGAGGACAUGCUCCAGACGGAUACCCGCGUCGGUCUUACCUCCGACGAGGUCCUCCAGAGACGUCGGAAGUAUGGUCUCAACCAGAUGAAGGAGGAGAAGGAGAACCUUGUUCUCAAGUUCCUCGGCUUCUUCGUCGGUCCCAUUCAGUUUGUCAUGGAGGCUGCUGCUGUGUUGGCUGCUGGUCUCGAGGACUGGGUUGAUUUCGGUGUCAUCUGCGGUCUCCUGCUUCUCAACGCUGUUGUCGGUUUCGUUCAAGAAUACCAGGCUGGUUCUAUUGUCGAUGAGCUGAAAAAGACUCUCGCCCUGAAGGCUGUUGUCCUCCGCGAUGGCAACCUCAAAGAGAUCGAGGCCCCCGAAGUCGUUCCUGGCGAUAUCCUUCAGGUCGAGGAGGGUACCAUCAUCCCCGCCGAUGGUCGCAUCGUUACCGACGAUGCCUUCCUUCAAGUCGAUCAAUCCGCCAUCACCGGCGAAUCGCUCGCUGUCGAUAAGCACAAGGGCGACUCCUGCUAUGCAUCGUCUGCUGUCAAGCGCGGUGAGGCCUUCCUCGUCAUUACCGCCACUGGAGACAACACCUUCGUCGGCCGCGCUGCUGCUCUGGUGAACGCCGCUAGCGCCGGCAGUGGCCACUUCACUGAGGUUCUCAACGGCAUUGGCACUAUCUUGCUCGUCCUCGUCAUCUUCACCAACUUGAUCGUCUGGGUUUCCAGCUUCUACCGCUCCAACCCCAUCGUCCUUAUCCUCGAGUUCACUCUCGCCAUCACCAUUAUCGGUGUGCCCGUCGGUCUCCCAGCCGUCGUCACUACCACCAUGGCCGUCGGUGCCGCCUACCUCGCCAAGAAGAAGGCCAUCGUCCAGAAGCUCUCGGCUAUUGAGUCGCUGGCUGGUGUCGAGAUCCUGUGCUCUGAUAAGACUGGUACCCUCACCAAGAACAAGCUCUCGCUCUCUGAGCCCUUCACGGUUGCCGGUGUCGACCCUGAGGAUCUGAUGUUGACUGCCUGCCUGGCUGCCUCGCGCAAGAAGAAGGGUAUGGAUGCCAUCGAUAAGGCUUUCCUCAAGAGUUUGAAGUACUAUCCUCGGGCCAAAAGUGUCCUGAGCAAGUACCGGGUCCUCGAGUUCCACCCCUUCGAUCCCGUCUCCAAGAAGGUCGUCGCCGUUGUCGAGUCUCCCCAGGGCGAGCGCAUCACUUGCGUCAAGGGUGCCCCGCUGUUCGUCCUGAAGACUGUCGAGGAGGACCACCCCAUCCCUGAGGAGAUUGACCAGGCCUACAAGAACAAAGUUGCCGAAUUCGCUACCCGUGGUUUCCGCUCGCUGGGUGUUGCCCGCAAGCGUGGUGAGGGCUCCUGGGAGAUUCUCGGUAUCAUGCCUUGCAGCGACCCGCCCCGUCACGACACUGCUCGCACUAUCAACGAGGCCAAGUCCCUGGGUCUGUCCAUCAAGAUGCUUACUGGUGACGCUGUCGGUAUCGCCAGGGAGACGUCGCGCCAGCUGGGUCUCGGAACCAACGUCUACAACGCUGAGCGUCUUGGUCUUGGCGGUGGUGGUGAUAUGCCCGGUUCCGAGGUCUACGACUUCGUCGAGGCUGCCGAUGGUUUCGCCGAGGUGUUCCCCCAGCACAAGUACAAUGUCGUCGAGAUUCUUCAGCAGCGUGGCUACCUCGUUGCCAUGACUGGUGACGGUGUCAACGAUGCGCCCUCGCUCAAGAAGGCCGAUACUGGUAUUGCUGUUGAGGGUGCUUCCGAUGCAGCUCGCUCCGCCGCUGAUAUCGUCUUCCUUGCCCCCGGUCUCGGCGCCAUCAUCGACGCCCUCAAGACGUCCCGCCAGAUUUUCCACCGCAUGUAUGCCUACGUUGUCUACCGUAUUGCCUUGUCGAUCCAUCUUGAGAUUUACCUUGGCCUGUGGAUUGCCAUCUUGAACCGCAGCUUAAACAUCGAGCUCGUCGUCUUCAUCGCCAUUUUCGCCGACGUCGCCACUCUCGCCAUUGCCUACGACAAUGCGCCUUUCAGCAAGACGCCCGUCAAGUGGAACUUGCCCAAGCUCUGGGGUAUGUCCGUUCUUCUUGGUGUUGUCCUGGCCAUCGGUACUUGGAUUACGGUCACCACCAUGUAUGCGCACGGCCCCGACGGCGGUAUCGUCCAGAACUUCGGCAACAUGGACGAGGUUGUGUUCCUGCAGAUCUCGCUCACGGAAAACUGGCUCAUCUUCAUCACUCGUGCCAACGGUCCCUUCUGGUCCUCGAUUCCCUCUUGGCAGCUUACUGGUGCUAUUCUGGUUGUCGACAUCCUCGCUACAUUGUUCACCAUUUUCGGUUGGUUCGAGCACAACGAGCAGACCUCCAUCGUCGCUGUCGUGCGUAUCUGGGUCUUCUCGUUCGGUGUCUUCUGCAUCAUGGGCGGUCUCUACUACAUCCUGCAAGACAGCGUCGGCUUCGACAACCUCAUGCACGGCAAGUCACCCAAGGGCAACCAGAAGCAGAGAUCCCUGGAGGACUUUGUCGUGUCGCUCCAGCGUGUGUCUACGCAGCACGAGAAGUCGCAGUAAGCGAUUCUGCUGGUGGCGUGAUAGACGGUUGCAUCAUGCGCAUACAGCGACUCGGCCGGAUAGCGUUGAUAGAAAGCGU
Molecule: messenger RNA, 3090 nt
Organism: Canariomyces notabilis
Lineage: Eukaryota; Fungi; Ascomycota; Sordariomycetes; Sordariales; Chaetomiaceae
Product: plasma-membrane proton-e
Exons: 7
Coding region: 258-3011 (917 amino acids)
Biological process (GO): regulation of intracellular pH; proton export across plasma membrane
Cellular component (GO): plasma membrane
Molecular function (GO): P-type proton-exporting transporter activity; ATP hydrolysis activity; ATP binding
Source: RefSeq, a predicted model, not a curated record